Messenger RNA from Galendromus occidentalis (western predatory mite), 2064 nucleotides. It is a transcript of the gene Marcal1, whose product is annotated as SWI/SNF-related matrix-associated actin-dependent regulator of chromatin subfamily A-like protein 1. Gene Ontology annotation, biological process: replication fork processing; DNA repair. Bases 1 to 2064 code for a protein of 687 amino acids. The transcript is spliced from 16 exons. Gene Ontology annotation, molecular function: ATP binding. NCBI's taxonomy places the organism in Eukaryota, Metazoa, Arthropoda, Arachnida, Mesostigmata, Phytoseiidae. Gene Ontology annotation, cellular component: nuclear replication fork. The record is from RefSeq and is a predicted model, not a curated record.
AUGGAGAACCUGAGCGAAGAAUUGCGCCAACGGAUCGAGUUCAACAAAGCGCAGGCUCUUGCGCGAAGAAAACAAAAGGAAGCUGAAAGAAUUGCUCAGUCAAGAGAGCCGCAGCUCAACCCCGUGCCAGCACCGGAUCCCUCAGCCGCUCCUAGAGGCGUCUCGACGCACCACGGAAAUGCGAGCAACUUUUUCGGCAAGAAAACUUUCGAGAACACGUCUCGAGCGGUCAGCACGUUCCAUAAGGCCCAGGUGGGGCCAACGAAGGAUACGAAGGCUCCGAAAAAAGAAGCGGCGAAAACAACGGGAAUGUGCUUCCUUCUUUCCGGAGAGGAAUUUCGCUUACAAUGUGGCUUCAAUCAAGCGCUCAUCGAUUUAUUCAAAUCUCACCCGAAAGGGCGGCUCGAUCCGACCACUCGGAAUUACGUAUUCAAGCUCGAGUGCCAUGAGAGUUUGCUCAACGCCGCCAAGAAAGUCGCACCAGAAGUUACAAUAACCGGUCUUCCACUGUUCAUAUCCAAAAUGCUGCGAUCCAACAUUAAACAACCCGACAGUCAGGUGGAUCUCCGUAGCAUCGAUCCCAAGCUACGCAAAGCUCUGAUGCCGUUCCAAACCGAGGGAGUUGUCAGAGGAAUCAGUCAAAACGGGAAAAUUCUAAUUGCCGACGACAUGGGUCUCGGUAAGACGGUCCAGAGUCUCGCUAUUGCAAGCUAUUAUCGGGAAGAGUGGCCUCUCUUGAUUGUCUGUCCCUCGUCGAUGCGCUUCAAUUGGAGACAAGCGAUCGUUCAGUGGCUACCUUCGUUGACCGAGGAUGACAUACAGGUUAUCGUCAAGACGAAUGAGCCUCUAGGCGCUAAUCAAGUUGUGAUCACCUCUUAUGAAAUGAUGGGUCGAAGAAGCGAGGAUUUGCUUGGCGGUAAUUUCAAGGUACUCAUAUUCGACGAGUCGCAUUUCCUCAAAAACUACAAGUCUCAGCGUACGAAAGUCGCGCAAGAAUUGAGCGCUGAAAGCCGUCGCAUUAUACUGCUGUCUGGGACUCCAGCUCUGUCGAGACCGGUCGAACUCUACCCUCAAAUUCGAUGUCUGGCUCUGAAACAUCUUCCUUCGAUAUACGAUUUCGCUGCCAGGUAUUGCAACGCACGCGAAACCCGAUUCGGACUCGAUAUGUCCGGGAGUUCGAAUUUGGAGGAAUUGCACAUUCUCUUGAAAGCGAUCAUCAUGAUCCGAAGACUGAAGAGCGAAGUCUUGGAUCAGCUGCCAGCCAAGCAGAGGAAUGUGCUCAUUCUAGAUCCCACACUCGUGGACGCCAAAGACGCGCAAGCCGACAACUACAGUUUGCUGCUUCAAAAAGAGAGCCUCACGGAUUCGGAGAAGCGCAGCGCUCUCAUGAGUUAUUUCCGUUUGACGAGCGAGAUGAAGAGGAAAGCCGUGUGCAAGUACAUCGAAGAACUCUUGGAGAGUGAUUGCAAAUUCCUCGUUUUCGCUCAUCACCAGUAUCUCCUCAACGCCUUGGCGGAAGUAUUGACGAAGAAGAAGGUGAAAUACAUUCGCAUCGACGGGAAGGUUUCAUCAGAAGCACGUCAGACUCUAUGCGAGGAAUUCCAGACGUCAGACGCUUGCCGUGUCGCACUGCUCAGCAUCACCGCGGCGAACGCCGGCAUAACCCUCCACGCGGCGAGUCUUGUUGUGUUCGCGGAAUUAUUCUGGAACCCUGGCAUUUUGACGCAGGCGGAAGAUCGAGUCCAUCGUAUUGGACAGACGCAAACAUGCUUGGUGACGUACCUGAUUGCGAGAGGUACGGCCGAUGAUUUCAUAUGGCCCAUCAUCGAAGGAAAACUGUCCGUGCUGAAUCGCGCGGGCUUGAGCAAGGAUAGCUUCACGGGAGCUAUGCACGAGAAAAAAGAGCAUAAGGCAAGAACCAGUGAUGACUCAGACGAUGGCAUGGACUACGAAUCUCGGCCAGCAACCACGAAACGUCAGAAAACCAUGCUCGAUUUUGUCUCGUUGUCGGAAGACUCCUUCUGGGCUGACCUUUCACAGGAUACGACGCUGCCUGACAUUUGA